Molecule: messenger RNA, 681 nt
Organism: Cylicostephanus goldi
Lineage: Eukaryota; Metazoa; Nematoda; Chromadorea; Rhabditida; Strongylidae
Source: the annotation of a GenBank genome assembly
AUGCCUGGUGGAAAGUUCGAGACACAAUCUAGAAAUGGAACUCACACGCUAAAGAUCAGCAAAAUCGAGAUGAAUGAGGGUGAAACCUACGAAAUUGACGUCGCCGGCCUCGUAGGCAGCUGUUUCGUCACAGUGCUGGAGGCUGAAAAACGCCCAGUGCCAUUCCAAAUUAAAGGCACAAGACGUGGUGAUCCAAAACCAGUCAUUCUCAGAAAUGGAAAACCCAUUGACGAAAGCAUGAAAGAUCUUGUUGAAGUCGUAAUCAACGGAGAUGUAGCUGAGAUCAAAUUCAAAAACCCGCAGCUGGCUGACACGGGCAAAUGGGCGCUGGAACUGGGUAACUCAGCCGGUACAGCUCUGGCUCCAUUUGAGUUGUUUGUGAAGGACAAGCCAAAAGCUCCAAAAGGACCUCUGGAAGUGAAGAACGUCACGUCUGAAAGUCUUGAUCUCAAAUGGGGACAACCCGAAGGUGGCGAGGGUCAACCAGUGAAGGCCUACAUUGUUGAAGUACAAGAAGGAAGGAGCGGCCAGUGGAAGAAGAUUGCCGAAACCAAAGGAACCGAGUUCAAAGUCAAAGAUCUGAAAGAAAACGGAGAGUACAAGUUCCGUGUAAAAGCCGUUAACGAAGUUGGAGAAUCGGAUCCGUUGACGGGAGAUACCGUGAUCGCCAAGAACCCCUAU